GGGCCCAGUGCUGUCCCCGCUGCCGCACCAUGUCCGAGACCGCGCCCGUAGCCGCUCCCGCCGUCUCCGCGCCCGGCGCCAAGGCCGCCGCCAAGAAGCCGAAGAAGGCGGCGAGCGGCUCCAAGGCCCGCAAGCCCGCGGGGCCCAGCGUCACCGAGCUGAUCACCAAGGCCGUGGCCGCCUCCAAGGAGCGCAAGGGGCUCUCGCUCGCCGCGCUCAAGAAGGCGCUGGCCGCCGGCGGCUACGAUGUGGAGAAGAACAACAGCCGCAUCAAGCUGGGGCUCAAGAGCCUCGUCAGCAAGGGCACCCUGGUGCAGACCAAGGGCACCGGCGCCUCCGGCUCUUUCAAGCUGAACAAGAAGCCGGGCGAGACAAAAGAAAAGGCGACUAAGAAGAAGCCGGCUGCCAAGCCCAAGAAGCCGGCGGCGAAGAAACCCGCCAGCGCCGCCAAGAAGCCCAAGAAGGCGGCGGCGGUGAAGAAGAGCCCCAAGAAGGCGAAGAAGCCGGCGGCUGCAGCGGCCAAGAAAGCGGCCAAGAGCCCCAAGAAAGCCGCCAAGGCCGGGCGCCCCAAGAAGGCAGCGAAGAGCCCGGCCAAGGCGAAGGCGGUGAAGCCCAAAGCGGCCAAGCCCAAGGCGGCCAAACCCAAAGCGGCCAAGGCGAAGAAGGCGGCGCCCAAAAAGAAGUAGAGCUGAAUGAGAGAAAUUGAGUCUGUCUACUCAUCUAAAUAAACCCAAAGGCUCUUUUAAGAGCCACCCA
Passer domesticus (house sparrow) is the source of this 756-nucleotide messenger RNA. Its product is annotated as histone H1. Lineage: Eukaryota; Metazoa; Chordata; Aves; Passeriformes; Passeridae. Gene Ontology annotation, biological process: nucleosome assembly. Gene Ontology annotation, molecular function: DNA binding; structural constituent of chromatin. The transcript has a single exon. Bases 30 to 686 code for a protein of 218 amino acids. Gene Ontology annotation, cellular component: nucleosome. The record is from RefSeq and is a predicted model, not a curated record.